Scaptodrosophila lebanonensis is the source of this 973-nucleotide messenger RNA. RefSeq lists its product as uncharacterized. The coding region runs from base 140 to 820 and encodes 226 amino acids. The record is from RefSeq and is a predicted model, not a curated record. NCBI's taxonomy places the organism in Eukaryota, Metazoa, Arthropoda, Insecta, Diptera, Drosophilidae. The transcript has 2 exons.
AAUAUAUACAAUAUAUAUGCUCGUAUAUGUAUAAAGUUCUCGCCUGAACAGAUAAUUGAGUGCUGAUAAGCACCGAGCAUGACACUAUCACUGAAGGUCUGCAGUACCGGAGCUGUUUAGUCGCCCCGUAAAGCUCAUAAUGAGAGCACUACUAAUAGGAACAGCAUUGCUGUGCGGGCUAUGUCUGCACAACAUCUCGCCAGCAACAGCCGCGAAGUUUUCUUGGAGUUGUUAUGCAAAUGCCAAAGAUUUUCCCAUAGAUCUCGAGAAGAUGGCUGGCUACUGGUACGAAGCGGCGCGCGUCCCCAACGUCGAUGUACUGGAGUGCUUAAACGUCUCCGUGCCGGCAACAGUUAGUUCAAGCGACAAGCUCGAUCUGGAGCUAUCUUAUAUCAGCACGGUUAAUGGCAAGUGGUUGCCAACGCACGAAGUGAUCUCAUUUCCCGCGAAUUCUCUCGAGAACGGCAACUUUGUUCUGCAGUUCUCCAGCUCCACGCUCAAUGUCACCGUCGUCUAUAAGUUGGUCUACACGGACUACUCAACGGUCGCUCUGCUCUGUGGCUAUGCGAGCAUUUCGCCAGUUCCGCUCUUCAAGCUGUUCACACGACAACGCGAAAUCAAUCCGGCUUAUAAGAAACUGAUCGAGGACAAGGCCAGCAAUUAUUCGUUGCUCUCCCAAGUAUAUUGGGAGGAGCAGUCAGUGGACAGCUGUAAUGGUGGAUGGCGCACUGUUCAAUUAUCUGAGAUCACAUGGCAUCUGAGUGUGGUUCUCCUCCUUUGGCAGCUGGCAAGCCAAUUUUUUAAAACAAUUAAGUUGUAGCCACUUUUAAGUAUGAGUAUAUUACUAAUUUUCGGAGUUGGCAAAACAAUUCCCUAGAGCAAUUAAUUUAUAGACAAUGGUUUUUUAUAAUAUAGAUUGUAUUUUAAGUAGACAACUUUUACUUUAAAUAAAACAAACAAAAUUAUUACAGCA